Procambarus clarkii (red swamp crayfish) is the source of this 2272-nucleotide messenger RNA. RefSeq names its product integrator complex subunit 10 (gene IntS10). Gene Ontology annotation, biological process: snRNA processing. The record is from RefSeq and is a predicted model, not a curated record. Gene Ontology annotation, cellular component: integrator complex. NCBI's taxonomy places the organism in Eukaryota, Metazoa, Arthropoda, Malacostraca, Decapoda, Cambaridae.
GUGCGUUGGGUUGAGGUUGUGGCCUCUGGGAUGUGUUGUUUACGUUCCGGCGACCGUAGGUCCUAUGAAGCCCAGAUUAUGUGUAUCACAUCACUGAACUUUAUUUCGUAAUGUCUCCGGACGAAGAGCUCAGCCAUCUCUCUGACGAAGAGUAUCUCAUAUUCCGUGCCAAAGAACAGCAGAAGAAAGAUCCAUGUGCAGCGAAAUGUUGGAUGAUAACAGCCCAAGCUCUCUUUCCCAAGAAUUUUGGGAUUCAGUUCGAAGUGUACCAGAUUGAGAAGGCUGCUAAGAAUGUGAAGGAGGCAGCAAAAUGCCUUGGUGUAUUGUUAAGAGAGUUUGCCCCAGAACCGGUGCUUUGGCGAGAAGUCGAUACCAUCACGUCAGCUCUACGCCAGAGCGCUCCAGACUCUCAGAAUUCAUUCCUCACUUAUCUCUUCAAUAUGCUACCUAAAGAUGUUCAGCUUGGAAUGGUGUUGUCAGCUGCAGAACGUUCACAGGAUACGAUGACUCGAUGUCGCCUCAUGCUUCUCUUGACUACUACCUUCCCUGAGACCACUGCACACCACGGGUUACAAUUAGUGGAGAAUUUGCUUGCUGCUGAGAAGCAUUGCCCUGGACCCCUCAAUCCAUUCAGACGGAUGCUUGUGUGUGAUCUGUUGCCAAGACUGCUACAAACUCGCGGGUUGGAGGUGCGGCCUAAGACACUCUAUAGUCUUCUCUCUAGGGCAAUAGAGUUUUAUGUGGCAUAUGUUACCACUCCACCCAAAGUGAUGCAGGGUGUCCUUGAUGGCGAUGGAAAGAUUGAUGACCCUUGGCAACAGCUCUUCAUUGUUGUCCAGUUAAUUGGAUGGAAUCUUGGGUGGGACUUGGCAUCAGGGUUCCAGAAUACCAGUAACAGGGAAGUUAUCCUACAAAGAAUCCAGAGUCUGGUAGAAGGAGGUGCUCGGUUAGGAGGGCCUAAGGGUGAGGGAGGUGAGGAUGUGCGUGAGGUUCUCUACACGACACUCACUGUCUUUCUUCAUGCUCUCAUGGAUUACACCAAGCGUCUGUAUCCAGAUUUUAAUCAAGAAAACAGCACAUCAACAAGUACACCUCUGACUUUAGUGGAAGCGUUUAUCUUUCCCGAGUGUGAACGUGAAGAGUCGGUCAUUGUACCUCCUAAACGUUCCCGACCUUCCUUGGAUGAGGAUCCUACCAUUCCCAUUAUUACAGUAAGCCGACCUACUGUUGCUGGUCAGGUUGCUGCACCAGUCAGUGGAGCUGUGGUGGGGAUGUCUGUCAAUACACCUGGAGGCAUUGCAGCUGGUGGACUCUCGCAGGCACUAACAACUGCCAUUAAAUGCUGGGACCUUCUUAACUCAUAUGAACAGUUGCGUGCAGAAUUUGUGAGGCUGUUGGAAAGUCUUGGCACUGAUCGCUGGUGGUGGCUGAGAGUGUUUACAGUGGAUGUCCUGAUAUACCAAGGAAGGCUUGCCGAGGCUGCUCGGGAGCUGCGACACACACUCAGUCAUCGUGCUCAUACACUCCCCACAACUUUCAUUAGCACUAACCUAAAAUUAGCAUCUGUCCUUUAUGCCCUAAAUAAUUUAUCAGGUGCAGCUGAAGCAGUACUAGAAGUUGUAGGUCAGCUGCCUGGCUGGGUUGGUAUUGGUGGACUGGCUGGGGAUUUGUGUGUUCCUGCUGCUUCUAAUCGCCGCCAUCUUCAUGUGUUGGCACUCACUCGUCCUCAAUGCCUUCAGUUUGCUACAACUCUUCUCAUACAUGCUCUCAGGCAACGAAUAAUUGUGGACAGACACAUGGAUGAUUUAUGCAUUGGUCAUCUGAUUACACUUUUACAGUAUGAGUGGCCUAAGUACAUGAGCACUUUUGAAGAAAUUUUGACAAUCAUUAGGAAACAAGGAGGCUUUUCCUACCCUCUUUUCUACAGCUACAUCACCACACCAGAUAUCUUGGAGGAAUUUAUGUUCCUGGCUACCAAAGAAGGUGGAAAUUUACAGAUGGACAUUAUACCCAUAAAUCACAACAACAAGCAACAAAGAACGAUAUCUACCCGUGGUGUGGACCGAGACCUCAAGCAUGAUUUCAAGAUGGGGAUGAAAAAAUUGAUGUUGCGCAGUUCAGAACCCAUCGAAGGAAUCAUCAUUACUUUUUUAACUCGUGAAGGAACACUAGUGCAUCAAAAUCUCAUGUGAAGAUGGAUUCCAAAUUCUCUGCACAGCUCUUCCUUUUGUCUCAUGAUAAUGUAUUCUUAAUAAAUUUACUAUAAAUAUUA